GUGCAUUUCCGCUGCUAACCACAAGAGGCUGCAACAUCACCACUGACUUGUCAUGUACCGUCAAACUCAAUAGGUAAACAGUUAAGCGUUCCUAUUCUAAUUUACAGUUUGUGUUUAAGAAUUAAUGGCUGAAUUCACUUUCUUUUCUGUCGUUUUUAAUCACCAUCAUAUUUAAUUUAGCUGCUCGCUUUAAUAUGAGCCUAUUCUUUUUCAGGAUGACCAAAUACUAUCCGUGACAUCAUCUCGCGUUCUCUACACAAUAGUGGCACGCGGACAAUCUACAUCAUCACCGUGACGCACUCACUAGCAACCGUCCACAACACUUACAGUGUGUUGGAAACUACUGCGAGCUUCACUAAAUUCAGCCAACACGACAUGGAGCAGUUUCCACCGAAAUUUAGUAAAGUGCUGGUGACACCUGACCCGCAGUACAUUCCAGGGUAUGCAGGCUACUGUCCUCAGCUGAAGUAUCAUGUGGGCCAGACAUAUGGUCAGUUAACAGCAAAGCUCCUGACUUCUCCAGAUGUGUCCCACUCACAGAGGCUUGUGCUCCAAUCCGGCCACUUCCCAUCCACAGAGAAUGACACCGGGCCGAUCAGCGAGAUCUGGAGGAGCCAACAUGAAGGAAGGAGGAACCUGGAGAAAAUGAUACCAGGAUACACAGGUUUUGUACCAUUGCGUCAAAACUACUUCUGCAAAACAUAUGCAGAAACGUGUCGAGAGGCGCUAUUAGAUUUUAACCAGAAACAAGAGAGAAGGCUUCGUGCAAUCUCUGCUGACCUGCCUCCUGCUGUCAACAGCAGUUUCCCAGACUUCAAACCUAGAAGGUUGAACACACCUCUGAUAGCCAUAUCUAAAGAUCCAGCACCGUAUAAGUCCCCGGACCCCUGGAAGCCUCAAGGCUCUCCGUACCUCAUGGAGGAUAGCAGCCCACAUAAGUAUUUCAUCUCAGGCUUUACUGGCUAUGUCCCAAAAGCCCGGUUCCUCUUCGGGGCUGGAUAUCCCAUGACCACCAAUAAGGCACUGAUCCAGUUUGGCAAGGAAAUGAAAGCAGGUCAAACUUCCCUCGGCUUGCCAGAGGAGGAGACUGACAGCUUGCCUAUGAUCACCACAAUAUACCCCUCCAAAACAGGUCUCCUACCCUGCUACACAGGGCACAUACCAGGAUACAGGUUUCAAUAUGGCCAUACAUUUGGACAGCUCACUAAUAAUGCUUUGGGUCUGACUGGUACACAGAGGAAGAAAAGUGGGGAAAACAGACUGAAUUGAAGACUCAACUGAAAACAGUUAUUACACCCAACACAUCUAAGGGCAAAUAAAGGCAUUUGGUCAGCUAACAAGCAACAUGUUGUAGCUGUUGAGUUUAACCAAAACUCUUGUUUCUAUUUAUACUCUGGGUCUAUUGAAUGGUUGAUUUUGAUUAGUUGAUGGACUUUCUAAGGUGUGCAAUUAUUUUUCAAGUAAACUAACAGCUAUGAAGAAGUUCCAGGCAGGGGGUAGAUGGAGCGAUUGGGGGAGGUACUCGUUCCAUAUCACUCUUAUUUCAAAGAGCUGUACAGGCUACCACAACAAAAUAACCAAUUAAAACAAAGACACUGGUUAAGUACAUCAGAUAAGAAUGGUAAACAAUGUCUAUAAUAUCCUAAAUUUAUUUAAAUUUUGAUUGAAAAGUGUCUCUCUCUUUCGCACUCGUCUCACACACACACACACACACACACACACACACACACACACACACACACACACACACAUAUCGAGACUCGAGUUGCAACCAACAAAUUGAGCCGCACCCCCUGUGACUUGUUCAAUAUAACAG
Messenger RNA from Xyrauchen texanus (razorback sucker), 1816 nucleotides. RefSeq names its product protein FAM166B-like. NCBI's taxonomy places the organism in Eukaryota, Metazoa, Chordata, Actinopteri, Cypriniformes, Catostomidae. The transcript has 6 exons. The coding region runs from base 376 to 1269 and encodes 297 amino acids. The record is from RefSeq and is a predicted model, not a curated record.